This is a messenger RNA of Hibiscus syriacus, 1495 nucleotides long. RefSeq names its product obg-like ATPase 1. The transcript has 12 exons. Lineage: Eukaryota; Viridiplantae; Streptophyta; Magnoliopsida; Malvales; Malvaceae. Gene Ontology annotation, molecular function: ATP binding; GTP binding; ATP hydrolysis activity. The coding region runs from base 65 to 1249 and encodes 394 amino acids. The record is from RefSeq and is a predicted model, not a curated record. Gene Ontology annotation, cellular component: cytoplasm.
AAAAAACAUAACCUCAGCACUCUGCUGCUACAUCGCGUCAACUCUGUUCCAAACCCUAAAAGCAAUGCCUCCUAAAGCAUCUAAAUCCAAGGAAGCACCAGCCGAGAGGCCGAUCCUUGGGCGAUUCUCUUCUCACCUCAAGAUCGGAAUCGUGGGAUUGCCUAAUGUGGGAAAAUCUACUCUUUUCAACACGCUUACUAAACUUUCUAUUCCUGCCGAGAACUUCCCCUUUUGUACAAUCGAGCCUAAUGAAGCCCGAGUUAAUGUCCCCGACGAGCGAUUCGAAUGGCUUUGCCAAUUGUUCAAACCCAAAAGUGAGGUUUCAGCUUUCUUAGAAAUUCAUGAUAUUGCCGGACUGGUUAGAGGUGCCCAUGAAGGCCAAGGAUUGGGCAACAACUUCUUGUCUCACAUCCGUGCAGUUGAUGGCAUUUUUCAUGUUUUACGUGCAUUUGAAGAUUCAGAUAUCAUCCAUGUUGACGAUUCUGUUGAUCCUGUAAGAGAUUUAGAGACUAUUAGUGCUGAGUUACGGUUAAAGGAUGUUGAAUUUAUGGAAAGGAAGAUGGAAGAUCUUGAGAAGAGCAUGAAGAGGAGUAAUGACAAGCAAUUAAAAAUAGAGCUUGAAGUGUGUCAAAGGGUUAAGGCAUGGAUUGAAGAUGGAAAAGAUGUUCGUCUAGGGGACUGGAAAGCGGCUGAUGUUGAGAUAUUGAAUACUUUUCAAUUGCUUAGUGCCAAGCCAGUUGUUUAUUUGGUUAACAUGACUGAGAAAGAUUACCAAAGGAAAAAGAACAAGUUCUUACCGAAGAUUCAUGCUUGGGUUCAAGAACAUGGCAGUGAACCUAUCAUUCCUUUUAGUGGUGUGUUUGAGAGAAACCUUACUGAUAUGGAACCUGCAGAAGCUGCAAAAUAUUGCGAGGAAAACAAGGUGCAAAGUGCGCUUCCAAAGAUCAUCAAGACUGGUUUCUCGGCUAUUAAUCUCAUAUAUUUCUUCACAGCUGGACCAGAUGAGGUGAAAUGCUGGCAAAUUAGACGGCAAUCCAAGGCUCCUCAAGGUGCAGGAGCCAUUCAUACUGAUUUUGAGAGAGGAUUUAUAUGUGCUGAGGUCAUGAAAUUUGAAGAUCUGAAGGAGCUUGGAAGUGAGGCAGCUGUUAAGGCUGCGGGAAAAUAUAGGCAGGAAGGGAAAACUUAUGUGAUCCAAGAUGGAGACGUAAUAUUUUUCAAGUUCAAUGUUUCUGGAGGUGGGAAGAAGUGAAGCAAUGUCCUCAAGCGGGAUGCAGCGCUUGGAUCACACUUGUGUCCUCGGAAAAGGUCAAAUCCAUAUGCAUUUCGACCCAAUUUGUUUCUUUGCUAAAUAUCACUCAACACCCCCAAGAGCCAAGAGAGUGAUAUUUAGGUAUGCAUCCGUUUGUUGUGUUGAUGUAUGAGCUUUAUUUGCGGAAUCAUAUAUAUUUAUGCACAUGUUGGAGGAGGAUGGAUUAUAUAUAUCAUUUGCACCGCA